GUCAGGUUUGCUGCUGCUGCAGAAAUGGAGGAGUUUGGAGUCACCCCAGGUCAGCGCGUGGCCGUCAUCUGGGACAGCUCCUCGCCGGUUGAAGCCCUGAAGGAUUUGGUGGAUAAAAUUCAGGCGCUGGUGGGAGCUGAUAAUCGUGUCUCUGUGGAAAACAUUAACCAGCUGUCUCAGUCGGCUCACAGGGAGUCCAGUUUCGAUGUAAUUCUCUCUGGCAUGGUACCAGGCAGUACGGCGCAGCACAGUGCGGAGGUAUUGGCAGAAAUAGCUCGGAUACUUAAGCCGGGGGGCCGUGUCCUCCUGAAAGAACCAGUGGUUACAGAAUCAGGAAACUAUGGCAGAAUCCAGACAGCAGCCAAACUCCCCACAGCUCUGACUCUCUCUGGGUUGGUGGAAGUGAAGGAGCUGCAAAAGGAAGCAUUGACCCCAGAGGAGGCUCAGUCGGUCCAAGAGCAUUUGGGUUACCAAGGCAAUGACCUUCUCAUUGUUCAGAUAGAAGGCAGGAAGCCCAAUUUUGAAGUGGGAUCCUCAAGUCAGCUCAAACUUUCCUUUGCCAAGAAACCUGAUCCUUCAAGAAAACCCUCUGUGGACCCAGCCACUGCCAAGUUGUGGACGCUCUCUGCUAAUGAUAUGAAUGAUGAAGAGAUGGAUCUUCUGGACUCUGAUGAGCUGUUGGAUUCAGAGGAUUUGAAAAAGCCAGAUCCAUCAUCCCUCAGAGCUCCAUCCUGCAAAGAAAUGGGCAAAAAGAAAGCCUGCAAGAACUGCACCUGUGGCCUGGCUGAAGAACUGGAACAGGAGAAGAAAAGCUCACAGCCCAAAUCUGCUUGUGGAAAUUGCUACUUGGGGGAUGCGUUCCGCUGUGCCAGCUGCCCUUACCUGGGGAUGCCUGCUUUCAAGCCUGGGGAGAAGAUUCUCCUGAAAGAGAACCAGCUGCAUGAUGCCUAACAGAGAUGUCUCUGGAUGUCCUGCAAAGGAUUCCUCUGCUUUUCCAUCAGUCUUCCUGCCGUCCUCCUCAUCUUCUCAAACU
Molecule: messenger RNA, 1033 nt
Organism: Pterocles gutturalis (yellow-throated sandgrouse)
Lineage: Eukaryota; Metazoa; Chordata; Aves; Pterocliformes; Pteroclidae
Gene: CIAPIN1
Product: cytokine induced apoptosis inhibitor 1
Exons: 8
Coding region: 25-951 (308 amino acids)
Biological process (GO): iron-sulfur cluster assembly
Cellular component (GO): cytoplasm
Molecular function (GO): iron-sulfur cluster binding
Source: RefSeq, a predicted model, not a curated record